AUGGAAUUAUUGGAAAAUGUUUAUUAUAGAGAAUCAUCAACGGUCAACAUAAUUUCUACUUCUGAACAUUCAAAAGACUUAGUUGAGAGUCUCUUAAGAGAAAUAAGCAGAAAUAUGUCAGUGAAUGUCGUCUUAGAAUCUCCCUCGAGUAUUCAACGAAACAACAGAAGAUUGUGCAACAUUUUCCUAUUUCAAUCUCAUGAAGAAUUCAUGAAAAUCUAUGAAAAGCUAACAACAGACUCGUUUGUGUUUCAAGGCUUCUACGCAAUAUUAUUGACUAACGAAAGAAAAGUGGAAGUUGAUGAAAUAUUCAAAAGCUUUUGGAUGAAACAAAUUCAUAACGUUUUGAUAUUUUAUUUCAAGGAUUUUCAAGUCAAAGUUCAAAAGUUUCAACCAUUUAACGAGAAGAAAUGCAACGAUACAAAAGCUGUUGACGUUGACAUGACAGAGAUCAAAGCGUCGUUUAGUUCAGGUCUGAGAGACUUGAAAAAAUGUUUGAUUAAAGUGUCAGCGCCUCAUAUUCCGCCAUUUAUCAUGACGAACGAGAAAAAUGAAAUUGUUGGUCGUGACAUUGACUUGAUCAAUGUAAUCGCUGAAGUUUUAAACUUCAAGAUUGAACUUCAAUAUCUGAACUAUUCGUUGGCUUUUGGGAUUCUCUAUAACAAUGGAACAGCCACAGGUGCAUUUAAAGAUUUAUUGGAGUCGAAAAGUGAUUUAAUCAUUGGAGAUUACUACUUGACACAAAGUCGAUUAAAUUUUCUAGAUGCAAGUUCGGCAUAUUUCAGUUCAGAAAUUGGGUUUGUGAUUCCACCACCGAUGAAUUUGAAACCGAUAGAAAAACUUUUGCAACCUUUUCAAUUAAACUUUUGGAUUCCAUUGAUGAUUUGUUUCUGCGUUAUUUUUUUCAUUGCAUUUGUUAUGAGAUUUGUGACGUCAAGAUACGAUGAAAAUGUUAUGAAAAACAUAUCAUUGGAAAUGAAUUUAGUUGCACUGAUUUUCGGUGUUUCUUAUCCAAGUGAAUCAAGGAAAAUUUAUUUGAGAAUCUUUCUGAUAUCGCUUGUAAUAUUUUUCCUGGUAGUUCAAGCAGCUUAUCAAGGCUCGUUAUUCAAAUUUCUACAAACAAACAGCAAACAUAAACAAGUGCAAUCAGUUGAUGACAUGGUUGAACGUGAUUAUAAAAUUUAUUCCAUUGGAACCACAGAUUACGUCGCAACACAUCCGAAAAUUAAAGAAAGGUUUGAGAUUGAAUUGAAACUUUAA
This is a messenger RNA of Clunio marinus, 1260 nucleotides long. NCBI's taxonomy places the organism in Eukaryota, Metazoa, Arthropoda, Insecta, Diptera, Chironomidae. The record is from the annotation of a GenBank genome assembly.